Molecule: messenger RNA, 2676 nt
Organism: Mizuhopecten yessoensis (Yesso scallop)
Lineage: Eukaryota; Metazoa; Mollusca; Bivalvia; Pectinida; Pectinidae
Product: RUN domain-containing protein 1-like
Exons: 19
Coding region: 172-1941 (589 amino acids)
Source: RefSeq, a predicted model, not a curated record
UAAUGUGGUUUGUUGGCAAAUCUGAAGACUACCUAACUCAAGCCAAGUCAGUGAUGUCAACCCAGCCGGUCUGGGUCUAUUAGAGGUUAAACCUCUGGUAUAUUCACUGACUUACAUAGGAUUUUUGAAGAAGAGUACACAGAUUUUACGUUUAAUUGUAUUGCAAUAUUCAUGAUGAUGGAUGAAACAUCAGUAACUAAUGAUUUAGACGACAGUGUGGAAUACAACUAUGACAGUUUUGAUGAACAGACGGACGACCGACCAGCGGAGCGCUGGGCCCCACUUGGAGCUGCUGCUACUAGUCCUGUGCCGGGGGCUGCAGCAGAAGCAGAUCACAUAGAACAAUUGGAGAAGCUAGAAGAAGAACAGGAACAGUUAAACUCUUCCCUACUUGCCCUGACAACUCAUUUCGCUCAGGUUCAAUUCCGACUGAAGCAGAUUGUCAGUGCAGAUGCUGAAGACAAGGAGGUUCUUCUGAAAGAGCUGGAGCAGUUUGCCUUCAAAGGAAUACCAGAUGUCAGGGGAACGGCCGUACAGGAAGCUCAAAGUCUUCAUGAAAAUUUAAUGAGUGACAGAGAGCAUGAGAUGAAGAUAUCAGAACAGAGAGAAAAACAACAAGAACUGAUUAAACAGCUAAAAACUCAGUUAGAAGACCUGGAGACCUAUGCAUAUGAAACAGGUGAAGCAGAAAUACCAACAAAUAAGAUGAUGGAGAAACAGAAAGUGGUGAUUGAUGAGCUGAGAAACAAGCUGGACUUGGAUCUCGAUAACUAUCAAAAACUUAGUAUGGAAGAUUUAAAACUGGUAGUGGAUCGUGCUGUAGGACAGAUCGUAAAUCCAGCCAAAGUGAAAGAGAAGCUUGUGGAUCAGCUUAAGACACAGAUCACAGACCUGGAACGGUUUAUAGACUUCCUACAAGUUGAACCAGGAGAUGCUAGCAGUCCAGGACCUCUUGGCAAGGAACGCUGUACUUGUCCUGUUCAUAAGGAUGAGUUUGGUGAUGAAGGAUCUGACCAUGGAAAGGAUUGCUGUAAGGCUCCACAUAGUGGACGACCCUCUCUCAAGGACGGCAAGGCCAGAGCCAAGAACAUUCGUGAGACAACAGCAUUUAUGAGGAGAACGAUAACAGUGCUACAAAUGUUCCUGUUAAGUCAGUUUGGCUGUGGCAGUCGAGACUUUCAGAGGAAUGUCCUAAAAAAGACCACCAAGGGUAACCACUGGGGUGAUUUGAGGGCCCGGCUUGAAGUUGCUGUUGCAAAAGUUGCAGAACUGGCUAAGGAGCAGCAAGAUGAAAAGGAUUUGAGGCAGGAGAAUCAGGAUGAAUAUGGUAGCGACUCCGAGGAGAGCCAGGAGCAGAGCAGCCCAGCUCUAACCCAGGUGGUGAGAAAAGAUCUGUCCAUGGCCAUCCGCGACCUCAUGCAGCAUGGACUCAUGGAGAUUGGACAAAGUACUAGCGUAGUACCAUUUGGCUGCAUCCCAAACAGAUCAGCAGCCGUAACUAAACAGAUGCAUGCCUGGGACUUGCUCCUGAGGUUUUAUGAAAUGAAGCAUGGAAGAGAAUACAAUGAUUCACCGUUCAGGAAGCUGUCACAGUCAUUUCAUCUGGAUAUGGUUGGAGGAAAGCCAGUCACAGCCAAACAGACAUUACUGGGCGCCAUUGAUACCGUUAUCACCUCCCACACACCUCUCAAACGCACUGAGGACUCGCACUUCAAAGCUUUUAUAUCUCUAGCUCUCAAUGAGAAGAAACUGUCCACGUGGUUGAAGUUACUGUUCAGGACACAGACACUGAUAGAUCAGUACUACCAGGACUGGAGCUAUGUGGCCCGCACCAGCUUUGAUGAUUCACUGAAAUCCAUGGAUAGACUGAGUAAAGUUAACUUCCAGUUACCUGUAGACCUGGCUGUGAGGCCAUUCAGUAACAUCAAGGAUGCAUUUUAGGACCUUUCAAUCCACACCUAUCUGAGACAAAGCUACCUUGUGUUACCGGUGCAGAAUUAGGCUCACUUCAUAAUAGAAGUUAGAUGUUCUUGUAUUUUAAAGUUUUUUGUGAAAGCAAAAUGCAACAAAAAGAACCAAUUUCUGAGGAAUAAUUCCUGAUGAAAAUACUAACGUCUGAACAGAAUCAAAUUUGAUUGCAUUAUUGGCAAAUCUAGAUAAAUGUAGCUGUCUGUAGAAGUACAGGUGUUCUUAUGUUACAUUGCAAUAUUGGUGAUGAUCAGACUCUUGUUUGUAAGCCUUAAGAUGGAAAACGUGGGAACAGGGGAAUGGUUAAUACAAAGGAUUGAGAGGAAAUGAUGGCAUGUUUGUAGAUCUUACGAUUGAGAGAAUGAUGACGUGACUUACUAUGGAGGGAGAGAGUAAUGAUGAGUCUCAUAUGACAUGUAAUAAUUGAUUGUGAUAAUAAUUAUAAACAGUGCUGGUUGCUGAACUGGUCAAUGUAAACUAAAGCCAAAAAUACGUCCUCGUUUAUAUUGCUUGAAUCUUCUCUUCAUUAAGCUGUUGUUUUUAUGUAAAGAGUUAAUAGCAUUCAGUCAACAGUUUUAAUUAAAAAUAGAAUGAAAUCGCAUUCAAACUAAAAAAAAUCCACCUAAAAUAAUAUGGAAACCACUUUUGGGUUGAAAAGCUUCUUUUUAAAUCAAAAUAACAUUGCCAAGAACUAGUAAUUCAUUUUUU